AUGAUCCGUGUGAUGCGACAAAUCCUCCCCUCAAAUGCCAAAAUAACCGAUGAGGCCAAAGAAACAAUUCAAGAGUGCAUCUCCAAGUUCAUCAACUACAUAUCGGAGGAGGCCAACGAGAUACGUAAGGUGGAACAACGUAAGGUACCGGAGGGUAAGGAUGACUAUAUCCAAGCUCUACGAAUGAGGUUGUUUAGGCCCAUUGCUGUUAGGCCCGGUGCAGCGAUAGUCCCGCCACCUAUCAUGGCGGAUCCCUAUUUCUACCCUUGUGAAGGAGUGGGCAUUGGUGGUGGUGGUCAUGAUGAAUAUAUUGGGCAAGGGUAA
Molecule: messenger RNA, 324 nt
Organism: Chenopodium quinoa (quinoa)
Lineage: Eukaryota; Viridiplantae; Streptophyta; Magnoliopsida; Caryophyllales; Amaranthaceae
Product: nuclear transcription factor Y subunit B-6-like
Exons: 2
Coding region: 1-324 (107 amino acids)
Biological process (GO): regulation of transcription by RNA polymerase II
Cellular component (GO): CCAAT-binding factor complex
Molecular function (GO): protein heterodimerization activity; RNA polymerase II cis-regulatory region sequence-specific DNA binding; DNA-binding transcription activator activity, RNA polymerase II-specific
Source: RefSeq, a predicted model, not a curated record